AUGGAUACUGCAGCCCCCAGUGAGAAGGAAUCUCACUGCAAGGUGCAAGAUGACAAGCCAAACCUUGUCAUCUUGAAGGUGAAGUCGAUGACGAAGAGAGCGGACUCUCUUCGGGUGUUGGUGGACUCGGGCGCGUCGAACAACUUGUUCGACAGCAACAUCUGCCGUUGUUGGACUUCGAGGAGAAGCAUUACGAUUGCAACGGGUGCCAUCGUAAAGACCGAGAAGCGCGUUAUUCGCGCACGCUUCUCGUACAAAAACCGGGUGUUUGUGGAAGAACUUCUCGUCCUGGACUUGGACGACAAGUUCGACAUGGUGUUGGGCAUGCCGUGGCUUGCACGGCAUGAUACUAUUAUCGACUGGGAGAAGCACAGUGGCUCGCGCCGCUGUCUCUGGUCGCAGCGCGUGGAGCGCGCGAGCUGUAACGACUCCGGGAUAAAAAGAGUGUCUGGUCAGGGACCAGGCACUUCCAAGAAAUUAUCCGCCGUGCGGCGUCGAGGUGACACAAGCGUGUCGACUCCGGGAGUUAACCCGCGCUCGAUAUCAGAAUCGAGAAAGUUCUCCGCCGUGAGGCAUCGAGGUGACAACGGUGUGUCAACUCCGGGAGUUGCGACACACUACUCCGCCGUAAGGCGUAGAGGUGAUGACAAUGUAUCGACUCCGGGAGUCGAUGCGACAAGCUGUGUGGAUGGUUGCAAGAGUCCAGCACUGAAGCUUGCGUGCUGUCGUGCAGCCGGGCUUGAUGACGCGUGCCCACGGGUACAAGAACCCGCCGGCGGAAUCAAGGAACAUUCGUCCAUGGCCGGGCCUGGACGAAAUGCAAGUGAAUCCAGGAUUCACAAGGGGAAGCGACGGCGCAAGCACAACACAGUGCGCAAGUCUCGGUCUGGGACCGAGACUCUUCAAGGUAUGUCUGCCGGGCAGACACAAGAGCCGACAGUGGCCGUCGAGACGUUGAACGUCUUGACGCAGACCUGUACUGGGUAUCAGUACAGGAAGAUGGAGUUGGAGAAUCCUCCGACAUAG
Messenger RNA from Phytophthora megakarya, 1026 nucleotides. The record is from the annotation of a GenBank genome assembly. Lineage: Eukaryota; Oomycota; Peronosporomycetes; Peronosporales; Peronosporaceae.